Messenger RNA from Meloidogyne enterolobii, 887 nucleotides. NCBI's taxonomy places the organism in Eukaryota, Metazoa, Nematoda, Chromadorea, Rhabditida, Meloidogynidae. The record is from the annotation of a GenBank genome assembly.
UUGUUUUUGUCUGGCCCCUAUAUUGAGACACCAAAGUCCUCUCUGUGAAGGGAAGCCCUCACUUUCCUUCCCCUUUUCUUUCACCACAAGACUGACUGGUUGUUGUUUACGCCAAUUCUCUUUUCUAUUUUUUGAGCGCAUCCGUCUGACCGAACUGAUGCUUUCACAAUUUUUUGUGUUGUUUUUCUUACCCCCCUUCCUCUCUCUUUUUUGCUUGUUUAAGCAUUUGGUUGUUAUUUGCUUGUCUCUUUCUUUCACUUUCAUUGCCCCAUUAUAGUAUUAUUUCUUUUUUGCUUUUUCAAAAUAUCCACGGGAUUUUGUUAUUUUUAAAAAUAAAAAUUUCGAAAAACAAUUUUUUUAAAUAUACAUUUCAUCAUAUCGAUUAUUGAGAAAGUUGGGCAUUUUGAAAAGUUGAGAUUUUGAAAGUUGACACUUUGACAUUUUCCUUUAAAGAUUCCGCGUUUUCAGAGCGUUUUAAAUUUUUCACAAAGCGAUUUCCUCUUAAGCCUCCUAAAAACUUUCGAGCCUUUCAACCCUUCUCUUAAGAUGGCGAGAAUGACUCAAAAACAAACAACGACAGACGAAGAAGCAAAACAAAUACAAAAUUUGCACAUUGAAGCAAAAACUGAAGGGAAAAGGAGUGCUCCUAGUGGACGAUUGAAUGCUGAAAAAGUCGGAAUUGCUUUGGAAAGUAUUUUAAAAAUUAAAGAUAAUAAAUUGCCUUCCUCGACAACCGAAGAUGAUAUCGAGAACGAUUCAUUUUCUUCUUCGUCGUCGUCAUCUCCUUCGUCACUUUCCUCCCAUUCGAGCACUUUAAAAGUGAUGACAACAAUAAAAGAAAAACAAAAACAACAACAGAUGGGGGGUUAGUAGAAGGAGGAAGCAGU